Molecule: messenger RNA, 5064 nt
Organism: Nanorana parkeri
Lineage: Eukaryota; Metazoa; Chordata; Amphibia; Anura; Dicroglossidae
Gene: MEGF6
Product: multiple EGF like domains 6
Exons: 39
Coding region: 1-4839 (1612 amino acids)
Molecular function (GO): protein binding; calcium ion binding
Source: RefSeq, a predicted model, not a curated record
AUGAACGUCCAAAAUACCAAGGUGGUCAGAAACACCGGAUAUGCUAAGGUGGGUGGAAACACCCAACAUACCAAGGUGGGCAAAGAAGAUCAUUCCUGUCUAUGGCCCAAUGUGUGCCCAGAGAGGGAGAUGACCAUAGUGUCUCACAAACAGCCAGUGGUGGAAGCCUACAGCCGAAUGGUAAAGGUCUGGAAACAAGGAUGUGCCGGGCAGAUGUGGUGCGUUGGGUAUGAGCGGAGAACGGCAUACUACACGACCCACCGCCAGGUGUACAGUCGGGAAUAUCAGACCGUAAAUAAGUGCUGUCCUGGUUGGUCGCAGCUGAACGGGGAAGCGGGUUGCCGUCACUCCGCCUGCAAUGCCGGCAUUUGUUUCAAUGGUGGGAAUUGUGUGGAAGGAUCGUCCCAGCGAUGCCUCUGUCCCUCCGGCUUCCAAGGGCCUCGCUGCCAGUACGAUGUUAAUGAGUGUGAGACCGCAAACGGAGGAUGUGAAGUGCAGUGCUGCAAUACCAUCGGAAGUUUCUACUGCAAGUGUCCAGAGGGCCAAACGCUGAAGGAGGAUGGCAAAAGCUGUCAAGAUGUCGACGAGUGCCAGGUCCAUAACGGCGGCUGCCAGCAGCGCUGCGUCAACACCCCGGGGUCGUAUCACUGCGAGUGUAAAGCGGGCUUCCGCCUCCAUGCGGACAGCAGGUCCUGCAUCGCGUUGUACUCCUGCUCCAUCGGAAAUGGCGGCUGUGAACACGACUGCGUACAGAUCACCGUGGCUCAUUACCAGUGCCGCUGCCGGAGCAACUAUCAGCUGAAAGAAGACGGGAAGCACUGCGAACUAUCCAAUCCAUGUUCUUCGCGCAACGGAGGAUGCAUGCACCAGUGUAACAAUAAUGGAGGAGUCGUCAGAUGUUCGUGUCACCCGGGAUAUGUACUGGCAGCCGAUGGCAAGACGUGUGAAGACAUUAAUGAGUGCGUGACGGGGCAGGCCAUGUGUGCGCACAGCUGUCUGAAUACUCGCGGCUCCUUCCAUUGCGGUUGCAGUCCUGGGUACGAGUUAGGAGUUGAUGGAAAGCAGUGCUACAGGAUAGAAAUGGAGAUAAUUAACAGUUGUGAAACAAACAACGGUGGAUGCUCCCAUGAUUGUCUCAGUACAGGUCCCCUUUGUCUGUGUCCCCAAGGCUUGGAUCUGGAUUCUGAUGGGAAAACCUGUAUUGAUGUCGAUGAGUGCACCAACGGCGCCUCCUGCUGUCAGCAGGUGUGCUCCAACUACAUCGGCGGCUAUGAGUGCGUCUGCUAUCCGGGCUAUCGGCUUAACAUUGAUGGAUGCGGCUGUGAUGAUGUGAAUGAAUGUUUAUCGAACAAUGGGGGGUGCAGCCAAGUGUGUGAGAACCUCCCUGGGUCAUCCUCCUGCAGCUGUAAUCCCGGGUAUAGGCUGGACCCUGAUGGCAAAGGAUGUACUGCCUUGCAGGGAACAGGAGGUGGACAGCUUCCUGUGGAAAACUCUCUUCCUCAAGUGACUCUGCUGCGAGAUGAGUUCCCCCAGAUAUUUGAUGAUGAGUACGAUGAGGACGAGGAAGCAGAAGCUCGCGGCGAGCACACAUUGUCUGAAUCAUUCGUUUGCUUUGAAGGCUCGUUUGGUCCAGACUGCACCUUGACGUGUGAUGACUGUCAGAACGGAGGAGCUUGUAACACGGAGAAGGGUGGCUGUGUGUGUGCUGCCGGAUGGACGGGGCUCAUAUGCAAUCAGACUUGCCCAGAAGGCUCGUAUGGCCAGAACUGCAGCCUGACCUGCAAGUGUAAAAACGGAGGGACGUGCGACCCGGUCACGGGAGGGUGCCACUGUCCGCAGGGCGUGAGCGGGGAGUUCUGCGAGGACGGUUGUCCAAAAGGUUAUUAUGGUAAGAGCUGUAAGAAGAAGUGCAACUGUGCCAACAAGGGUCGCUGUCACAAGGUUCACGGGGCUUGUCUGUGCGAGGCCGGCCUCUACGGACGAUACUGUCAUUUAGCUUGUCCAAAAUGGACAUUUGGGUCGGGCUGCUCCAAAGAAUGCACCUGUGUUCAGAGCAACACCCUGGAGUGCAGCAAAAAGGACGGCACGUGCACCUGUAAACCCGGCUACUUUGGGACAUCAUGCCAAACGGAAUGUGACGCAGGAUUUUAUGGCGUCGGCUGCAAGAGUAAAUGCGAGUGCCCAUCUGGAGUGCCCUGCGACCACACGAAUGGGAAGUGUCUGAGGCCGUGUCCACAAGGAUACCAGGGGGACACCUGUGACCAAGAGUGCCCGGCGGGAAAAUACGGACUUAAGUGCCUGCAGAGUUGUCCGUGUGGUGGAGCUCCAUGCAACCAUAUCGAUGGCACGUGCCUAUGCUCACCUGGCAAAGCUGGGUCAGAUUGUUCAGAAGAUUGCCCAGCAGGACUCUGGGGGCUCCGCUGCCGGGAGAUCUGCCCCCACUGCGUGAACGGCGGCAGCUGUAACCCAGCCACGGGGGAGUGCGUCUGUACGCCAGGCUAUAGCGGCAGCCAUUGUGCGGAUAAAUGUCCUUCUGGAUGGUUUGGUCAAGGAUGCCAGUCGAGGUGUUCUUGUCAAGAUGACGGACAGUGUGACCCUGUGAGCGGAAGGUGCGCUUGCCCGCCUGGAUGGACCGGCCAUAACUGUCGGAGAGCUUGUGACAGCGGACACUGGGGAGCGGAUUGUCUCAACAUCUGUAACUGCAGCAACAGCUACUGGGGCUGUAACUCGGUGACGGGAGACUGUAUCUGUGAACCGGGCUACACCGGGAGACACUGCGAUCAGAAGUGUCCUGCUGGCUGGUACGGGUCGGACUGCCGGCACCAGUGCCAGUGUGACAACGGGGCGCAAUGCGACCAUGUCAGCGGAGUCUGUACCUGUGCACCGGGCUGGAGAGGGGCCUAUUGUGAGCUCUCCUGUCCAGAGGGAUUCUACGGCACGGAUUGCACCAACAGCUGCAAGUGUGCCAAUGGUGGUAGCUGUGACCACGUUACUGGGACCUGCAUCUGUCUACAAGGCUGGAUUGGUUCUACCUGCAGCCAAAAGUGCCCAGAGGACAGAUAUGGAACUGAUUGCAAAGAGGAGUGCCAGUGUUUUAAUGGUGCCCGAUGUGACCAUGUCAGUGGGGAGUGUAUCUGUGCCGCGGGGUGGACUGGAGCACUCUGCCAGGAAGCCUGCCCAGAUGGUUUUUAUGGAGAGAACUGCCUUCAGCAAUGCAUCUGCAGGAAUGGCGGAACAUGCGACCACGUCACAGGACACUGCGCUUGUCCCAAAGGCUGGACGGGAUUGGCUUGUGAACAAGAGUGCACUCCGGGGACAUACGGGGACAGCUGCCUGCAGAACUGCACAUGUCAGAAUGGAGGAGUCUGCGAGCGAGAGACGGGGACCUGCGUUUGCCUGGCCGGGUGGGCGGGAGAAUCGUGUCAGCAUGCCUGUCCAGAGGGAACUUUCGGAGAACAGUGCCAGGAGAAAUGCCACUGCCACCACGGCCUGACCUGUCACCACGUCAGUGGCAUUUGUGACUGUCCCCGAGGCUGGAGAGGAAAACACUGCGAUAAACCCUGCCUCCCCGGGUCAUACGGCGAUCACUGCUCCCAGCUCUGCAACUGCCCUCCGGGAACCGCGUGCAAUCACAUCACCGGCCAGUGUGGAUGUCCUCCGGGAUUCACCGGCAACGGUUGUGACCAAACUUGUAUUCCUGGUACCUACGGCUUGAACUGCGCCAAGAUCUGUCAGUGUCCCGGCCAGCAUCAAGACUGCCACCCGGUGACUGGGGAGUGUAUCUGCGCCCCGGGGUACUAUGGACAUACCUGUCAGUUGAAAUGUUCCGGUGGAUUUUAUGGGCGAAACUGUGAGCAUCCAUGCAAAUGCAAGAACGGCGGUCACUGCGAUGCCACCACCGGAGCGUGCCACUGCCCAUCGGGUUACCUGGGAGCAGAUUGUGGAACCGCUUGUCCUGCCGGGCGAUAUGGGAAAGGCUGCGCUCAUGCAUGUCGCUGCGGUCCCAAUGGUGCCUGUGAUCAUGUGACCGGUGACUGCUCCUGCGCUGCUGGAAGAACUGGUCUGCACUGUGAACACGAGUGUGCUAAGGAUCACUUUGGUGGAGACUGCCGGCAGUUGUGCUCCUGCAGGAAUGGAGGUCUGUGUGACCCUGUGAAUGGAUCAUGCCGCUGUGGCUUGGGGUGGAUGGGCCCCACCUGCGAGGAAGAGUGCCCCCCAGGGAAAUACGGCCCCUCCUGUCAGAUGGAGUGUUCCUGCCUUAACAAUGGUACAUGUGAUAGAGUCUCGGGCACCUGUCACUGUACGAAGGGCUACUACGGAAAUGAAUGCCAACACGCUUGCCCACCUGAUUUUCAUGGAGACAACUGCCAGGAAAGGUGCCAGUGUGAAAAUGGAGCAUCAUGUGACCCUGCAACCGGCAUCUGCCAGUGCCCGUCCGGUUUCUAUGGUGAAGAAUGUGAGAGAGUUUGUGAGACGGGGACAUUUGGAGAAAACUGCGAGAAGCUCUGCCAGUGCGAAGGGAAUGGACCGUGUGACCCAGGGAGCGGAGCCUGCGUAUGUCCUCCGGGGAAGACAGGAUCAACCUGUGACAUAGACUGCAGAAUGAACUAUUAUGGACCCAACUGCAGCCUGAGCUGUGAGUGCGGCUGGAAUUCACAAUGUAACUCUCUGACCGGAGGCUGCAUCUGUCUGCGGGGAUUUAUAGGACACAACUGCCGAGAAGGUGGCCCGCCACAGCUUAUGUCGGAGCAACUCCAAGCACUUCUAAAUGCACCACCGCGAACGCCACAUCAGUCCGCCGUUAGAUAUCUAAUACAUUCAAGCAAGCAAAAGCCAUAGACCAUUAUUUUUUCUUAGGAAUACAAUUCAUGACAAGCCACUGUACCACGAUUUGACCUUUAAGGAAACAAAUGACUAAGAACUUCUUUUCAAAAGGAUGCAAAGAAGGAGAGAUGACUUGUGUUUAGUUGAACUUGAAGGUCCGAGUUUGAAUGACCAGAUGGGACAUCCCAAACUCCUUCUUGAGUCGCGAUCAAUGACACGAACCGGAUUUCAGUGCUUGAU